AUGGCAGAGCCGGGGCCCGCAAGAGCUGUCCUGCUAGAUGUUGAUGUAUGUUUAAACAUUACUUGUAUCUCCCCAGAGGGGCACUGUGGAAGAGACGUCACAAGCAGCCAUCGAGGAGGUCGGCUUUCCCUUUCCACUAUAGCCUUUAUGCUCGUUGCAACUUGUCCCAACUAUAGAGGAACAAGACUCUUCAUCCUCUGCACAGCCUGUCUGACCCAAUCACCUACUCAACUUGUCACAGGAUAUGCAAUGCCAAGGAGCCACAACAUCAAGCUUCAGUUACCACCCUGGAUAAAAUACCACCAGACUGUCUCGCAGCCUGGCUCAGAUGGAAGAGCCUACUUGGAGUCGCAGAUAGAGCUGGGGCUCACCAUCUCAUGGCACCGGCGAGUGGCCUGUGAGCUGAACCUUUAG
Molecule: messenger RNA, 414 nt
Organism: Pelobates cultripes (western spadefoot toad)
Lineage: Eukaryota; Metazoa; Chordata; Amphibia; Anura; Pelobatidae
Source: the annotation of a GenBank genome assembly